AUGCCUAUCUUAUCACUAUCUUCAACACGGAACAGCGUGUUAACAAGGAUAUAUGACUACCUUAAAGCAUUAGUGCAGCAAGUGAUUGUGCCCAAUGUGGAAGACGACAAAUCUUCGAAAAGUACUCCUUUCGAAAAGUUAGAACCUGCGAAACAGAACCAUCCACAGAAAGACUGCUGUGCUACCGAAAAGGACGAUCUGGUUGACGUGAGCGAAUUAUUUCCCAAACAGAACAACAAACAAUUGAGUCUAACAUCAAAAUCUUCAGUUGUACCCUGUGCUUUAAAUUUGGAUAACCUAGAAACACCUUUCUCAAUUAAAAUUGAUAAUAAUGGUGCAGUCACUACACAGUUGAACUUGGACGAACCGAUUUUACGGGGCCCUAGCCGCGGCGAGCCAGCAAAGUUACAGAAUGACUUGAUAAGUUCUCCCCCGCUAGAGGAAUCCUAUAUCAAUAAUGACCAGUACAAAGCUCUUUUCCCCUCUAAUUUCCUUCCAAUCACGCCCGUAAGUAGCGUAAUCACUCCUGCAUCGAAGAAAAGUAUUGAUGAAUCUCCCCUAUCCGAUGAGGUUCAAGGAAUUGCUGAUGAGUCAUCCGAAACUUUACCAUAUAUAUGUCACUAUUGCGAUGCUAGGUUCCGAAUCAGAGGUUACUUAACACGACACAUAAAAAAGCAUGCGAAAAGGAAGGCCUAUCACUGUCCAUUUUUUGAUAAUAGCAUUUCGCAAGAAUUGCGAUGCCAUACUUCUGGGGGGUUUAGCAGAAGAGAUACCUACAAAACACAUUUGAAAUCUAGACAUUUCACUUACCCAGAAGGUGUUAAGCCUCAGGACCGUAAUAAAUCACCUGGAGUGUGCACUCAAUGUGGGGAACACUUUAGCACUAGUGAGAGCUGGGUGGAAAACCACAUUGAGGCUGGGAGUUGCAAAGGUUUACCAGAAGGCUAUUCAGAGGGAAUACGAGAGAAGAAAAAGACGUCUAAAAUGAAAAUGAUAAAGACUUCGGAUGGCCAAACAAGGUUCAUCUCAUCCGACGAAAGUGUUUCCGAACCAGCUUUACAAAAUAAGAAUUGUAUAGAAGCGACAGUAAUGCAGUCCAAGGAACGCCCUAAUGACAAGAUCAUACCAACCAAAACCGAAAAAAACGAUUUUGGAAUAGGCACUCAAUGGUUUGAACGCAAACAAAUAUCAAGACCUACACAAACUACACAAUCAAGAGGACCUACAGAAGUCCAAAAUCUCAAAGAGUGGUCAAUAAUAUCUCCCCCAAUUUUGUCACCCCAAAAUGCAUCUUCUGUACCACAAGAGUAUCAAUCAUCAAGAUACACAUUGCAUAUGGAUUCUCCAGCAUUAUCCUCUGCCUCCUCAGCGCUAUCUCCACUUUCAGGCGAUCCAAUAACAACUACAGAAACAAAUAAGUCAUACCCAUUGGAUUCAGAGCAAUCGUUGUUGGAGCCAGACAAAACCGAGGAGGACGCAAUCAAUCAGUCAAAGGAAAGCAAUAUGAUUUCCAUUAAUGAGAUGUUACAGAAGCAAAUGGACUUUGAACUUCUGGGUGAGAAUCAUUUGAAGGAGACUCAAGAUUAUCUGGCCCUUUACAAAAAAGCUUAUGGGAUAGAAUUUUAA
This is a messenger RNA of Saccharomyces cerevisiae S288C, 1626 nucleotides long. It is a transcript of the gene STP2, whose product is annotated as Stp2p. The record is from RefSeq and is marked reviewed. The transcript has a single exon. Bases 1 to 1626 code for a protein of 541 amino acids. Gene Ontology annotation, cellular component: plasma membrane; nucleus. NCBI's taxonomy places the organism in Eukaryota, Fungi, Ascomycota, Saccharomycetes, Saccharomycetales, Saccharomycetaceae.